Cherax quadricarinatus is the source of this 4763-nucleotide messenger RNA. NCBI's taxonomy places the organism in Eukaryota, Metazoa, Arthropoda, Malacostraca, Decapoda, Parastacidae. The record is from RefSeq and is a predicted model, not a curated record.
AACACUAGUGACUAGUGUGAGCCCAGACGCCCGCCUGAACGUGGGACGGUCUCCACGCUGGACCGCCAACCCUCUACACCUGUGGGCUUUCCUCACACACCACUACACAACCCUCAACGCCUCUUUGUCCAGAUCCCUUCUUAACCUCGUUACUUGUAACCGCAACAAGUGUGACGCUUGGCAUCUACAACCUCACCCAUCAUGGAAUUGUUCGCGAGUUCUCCCGGGGGAUUUUUGUUUUAAAAGAUGUCAAAAUUAUGAAAUUUAUAGUUACUCUUUGUUUACUAUUGGCAAAUGGCAUGUGUUUUUACAUUAAAGUUAUUAUUUGAAUUGUGGAAUGGCAAAUAAAGUUCUUUGAAUGAUCAUUAAAAUAUUGAUAUACAUAUGACAACGCUUUGGCAGUGUAUGGCAAUAGUGAUGAGUGGUACAUAGUGUUGGGAGUGUUAGUAUUCCUGCCAUCAAGACCUGGUGUUGAGCGUGUUAGUGUUGCUGGCGGAGUUUACUCUGUGUAUCUUUUUAAUCAGUGGCGUCCCAGGUGAAACUUUACAGUGUGAUGGCUUCGGCAGUUAAGCAUCGUAUUGUGUAGUGUGUUAUGAUGGUGUAGAGGAUAGUAGUGAUGGCGGUCCGUCUUCGAGACCCGUGUGCAGUGUGUUACCCCAGGCUCAGGAUGGGCUAGCCAGGGGGACUACCUAUCAAGACUUGUUGCUGCAGGCUAGCCCGGGACUUUUCUCCCUUACCAGGCUAGCCUUUCCUUUGGGCUAGCCUAGGGACGGCCCGUCGCUGCAUAUUGUUGUGGGCUAGACCGGGACCCUCUCUCCACCUAGCAGACUACCGUGGGCUAGCCCCGGGCUUAGCCGGUAUUCGUGGUUCUCUCUCCCAAGACAGUCCUCGGCUCCCAUCAUCCUCCAACAUGAAGAUGGAAAAUGGAGAUGCUGGGGCUGACGCUCAGGGCGGAGAGCGUGUGGUGUGGGAGUUUCACAAUGUGACCCUGACACGAGUACCCGGCUAUGGCUUCGGCAUCGCUGUCAGCGGUGGCAGAGACAACCCACACUUUACUAAUGGUGACCCUUCUAUUGCCAUUUCUGAUGUCCUCAAGGCUGGACCUGCCGAGGGCAAGCUCCAAAUUAACGAUCGACUGAUUUCUGCUAAUGGCAUCAGCUUAGAAAAUGUUGAUUAUGCGAGAGCUGUUCAGGUGCUUCGGGAUUCAGGAGCUGCUGUUCAACUGGUAGUUAAACGAAGAAUCGUCCUUCCUGCAGCGCCAGAAGCUCAGACUAUUAAAGUUACCCUUACAAAAAAUAAGAAAAAAGAUGAUUUUGGCGUAGUCUUGGGUUGUCGUAUAUAUGUGAAAGAGAUUACCAAUAAAGCUUCAGUAGAAAAGGAAGGCAGCUUAAAAGAAGGUGAUAUCUUGUUACGUAUCAACUCAAACUCUACUGACAAUCUUACCUUGAAAGAGGCCAAAAAAUUGUUAGAUAGUACGAAGGAAAGAUUAAGUCUGGUAGUACGGAGAGACCCACCGCCCUCAGUUCUUGCACCUCCAGAUCUCACUGUGAAGGAUGUUCGUAAUCCAGAAUAUAGUGACACCCGACCUAACUACUCCACCCAAAAUCUGUACGUCCAGCCCCCCACUCGUUCAGAGCUCCAGCGGGGGCUUUAUGGACCAGACACUCCUGAUGCUAAGAACAACCUCAUGAGGUCUGGGUAUAACCCUGGGGUGGGCAUGUCAUCUGGGGAAGCUCCCUAUGGUCUAGAUGACCAGGGUUCCCCCCAGGAUGAUGCUCCUCCCCCACGCCCUCCCCUUCCCCGUCCCGAGGAUUACUACACCCGCCAUGCACCUAAGGAAGGCCAAAACUCACCAUCAAAGGGCCCCAGCCCCCCGGUACCAGACCCACGUUUUGUGAGCUUCAAGAAGGAGGGGAGUGUGGGUAUUCGACUCACAGGCGGCAACGAGGUGGGAAUUUUCGUGACAGCAGUGCAGCCAGGAUCCCAAGCUCAGCUCCAAGGACUUAUACCAGGCGAUAAAAUAUUGAAGGUUAACGACAUGGACAUGGCAGGCGUGACGAGAGAGGAGGCAGUGCUUUACCUUAUGAGUCUUCAGAAUCAAAUCGACCUUAUUGUACAGACACGUAGACAUGAUUAUGAGUGCAUUCUCAAUAGUCAGAAGGGAGACCUGUUUUACAUUAAGACACACUUUCACUACGAACCCAACGGAAAAUCAGAGCUAAGUUUCCGCUCAGGAGACAUUUUCAGAGUGGUGGACACACUACAUAAUGGUGUUGUGGGGGCAUGGCAGGUUCACAGAAUUGGCCGCAACAACCAAGAUACCCAAAAAGGCAUAAUUCCUAACAAGGCCCGGGCAGAAGAACUAGCCACUGCCCAGUUUAAUGCUGCUAAAAAAGAACAAACACAGUCAGAAUCAAGGAGCGGCUUCUUCAAGAGACGGAGAAAUUCACGGAGAUCCAAGUCUUUAGGAAAAGAUCACUGGGAGGAUGUGGUGUUUGCAGACUCGGUAUCCAAGUUUCCAGCGUACGAAAGAGUUGCUCUUCGACACCCAGGUUUUGUGAGGCCAAUUGUCUUGUUUGGUCCCCUUGCUGACAUUGCACGUGAAAAAUUACUCAAGGAAAACCCGGAUAAGUUUGCUUCUCCACGAAUAUACAUGCGGCUCACUAUGCCAAUUCCGUGUUACGGGGGGUAUCCAUACCCCUCUCUUCGGGAGCUGGACAGCAGUGGAGAAAAGCCAUCAGGAAUAAUCCGUCUAAGUGCAAUCAGGGAAAUUAUGGACCGGGGAAAGCAUGCAGUUUUAGACAUCACCCCAAAUGCAGUUGAUCGACUCAAUUAUGCCCAGUUCUAUCCAGUUGUUAUUUUCUUGAGGGCAGAAUCAAAACAAAUUGUGAAAGAACUCCGCAGUGGAUUUCCAAAAGGCAGGAUGAGCAGCAAAAAACUGUUUGAUCAAAGUGUUAAAUUAGAGAAAUUGUGGUCACACAUCUUUACUGCUACAAUCAGUCUCACACAGCCUGAAGCUUGGUUCCGUAAAGUUCGAGAAAUUGUUGAUAAGCAACAGUCUGGUCCCAUCUGGAUGUCAGAAACUAAGCCCACUGAGGCUCUGUCUGAUGAUUUCCUUUUCCCCAUGACCUCACGCCUAUCCUAUGCUUCAUCUCCUGAGUCUGACCUAGAGACUGGACCCGAGUCCCGAACUCCUUCAAAAUCUCCCCACCGGCCCCCUCCCUCCCACAAUCCAUACUCAGAUUCACGAGAGCCUAGAGGGCGUUUGGUCAAAAGUUCAUCAGAUCCCAGUUUAGCAGCACCAGAAGAAACGGAACCUAACACAUACGGAGGACCACCACCAUAUACAGCCAGCCCUACGAGACUUCAUCCUGGACCCAAUGAUGCCUACGAUGACCGCAGAAAAUCUCACGGUGGUGACAGCAAGUAUGGUUUUGCCAGUGGCGGCUCCUAUGGCUCUGACCUGUACUCAUCCCGUCCUCCUGCAAGCAUGCAAAGCAGCAGCACGGGUGGCGGGGGAGGAGGCAUGAGUUCCAUACCUGGCUCUCCAUACUCAGCUGUACUCCCACCUGGGUACAGUGGCCGGCCUCCUCAGCAGACUUUACCCCCACCUAUGCACUCACCUCACCACCGCCGUUCCCCAAAUGCCCCCUCUGGCCGAGGGCCCCCCCAGGCGGGAUACUCCCCACUAGGGCCAGGAGGAAAUAUGGCCCCACCACCCCAAUACCUCAAUGGUCAUACUAAUGAGGCAGGGCCUGAAGUACCUCCCAAAGUAGACCGUACCAGCAAGCCUGGCAGGGUGAGGUCCGGUCAGGAUUUUGGGUCUGGGAAGGAGUUGGAGUAUGAUGGCAACUACAUGAACACUGGACGUGGCAACAGUGUAGACCCUCAGCACAAGAGUCCCUACGACAUGAUGAAUCCACCAUUAGGUCCCAAUGCUCAUGAUGAUCUCAAAAGCAAAUUACAUCCACGGUCACCACACGAGCCAUACCGAUACUCAAGGUCGUCCUCACAACCACCUACCUACCGCUCGGAUGAUCCUUACAGAUCAUCAGACUAUAAACCACUACCUCCACCAAAGAGUAGUAACUACAAACCUGUUCCACCACCCAAACCCAAAAAUUACAAGCCUCAAGCUCCAGGCAGUAUACCUACCAGUGUGGAAGGAGGAGUCGGACCCUGGGAAAUGUACAUGGAUGGACGAAAAGCUUAUGACCGAGGGGCUUAUCAUACCACCAGUAAUGGAGGACUCAGUGAUGACUACAGUGGCCUUGAUAGUGGACAAGGAAGUAGCCUAGAUAGAAAAUAUGAUACUUUUGGCAGAUCUUCAUAUAAUAAGGUGGCAUCGGGCAGAAGUGGAUAUUACCUCAAUGUUCCUCCUCCACGAGAUAUAGUUCCUGGAAGUAGUCAGCAUGGAGGGGGACCUGCUGGUAGGGACUUGCCCAAUCAUGACCACAGAGGAAGUGCAUUUGAGUUAUACAAAAAGCCCCCUGAUCCCCGUGGCCAACCAGGAGGUCAUCCUGCUUUGCCUGUGUACACAGACCAUGGAAACAGCAGGCGGUCGGUGGCAGAGGAAGGCAAACAUAAGGUGAUAGCCACGGCACGAGGGGUGUUUGAUCACAAGGGGGGCACACUCACCUCUGAGGAAACAGGCGUGUCCAUAGUCAUUCCCCAAGGGGCCAUAACCAAGGGCACGAAACAGGAGGUUUACUUCAAGGUGUGCCAGGACAACUCGCUGGUCCCUCCGCUCGACCAGAACAGAG